Molecule: messenger RNA, 1959 nt
Organism: Candida tropicalis MYA-3404
Lineage: Eukaryota; Fungi; Ascomycota; Pichiomycetes; Serinales; Debaryomycetaceae
Exons: 1
Coding region: 1-1959 (652 amino acids)
Source: RefSeq, a predicted model, not a curated record
AUGUCUUCUGUUGGAUCAAGUAGGUUGGACUCUGGUGCUGAAAGCUCAACUGUUAUGUCAACGGGUUCUUCUAUGAUUGAUUCAACUACAUACAAGGAGGAACUGUCUUCUUUGUCUGAUAUUCAAUCAGCAAGUGAACUUACUUCAUUUUCUUCUUCUACCAUAAGUGAAACUGGAAGUGAAAUAACUAUUGUAUCGUCAUCAAUUCAAGGAUCAUCUAAUGUUGAAAGUGUGUCUGAGGAUACUGAGCAAUCUAUUGUUACUGUUUCUUUUACUAGUCUUGAAUCUGAAUCAUCUGUUCUUCAAAUAUAUUCUAGUGAGUCUGUAAGUGAUGCUGGGUCUAUUUCUGUAUCUGCUUCCUUGCUGCAAGUUACUUCAUCCGUUAUUGAGUCUUCCUUGUCCAUUACAUCAUCUACUGACACACCAUUACCUGAUACUGUUUCUGUAUCUGUAUCUAACGUUCAAUCUGCUCCCGGCACUGAAGCUUCGGGUAGUUUAACUGAGACUGGACUUGAAGAAUCCAUUUCUGAACCAGUACCAUCUGAUAUUGAAAAUCAAUCUUCUAGUUCAACAUCAGGUACAACUUCUGUUUCUACAAGUUCUCAACCAGAAGGAUUCACCACUACUGUCACCUCCCAAACCACUGAAACUACUGUUGUUCCAAACCCAUCAACUGAAGGUGGUAACGUUCCAACUGAAUCUGAAGGUGCUCCGCAAGAAUCAAUUGAAGGUGUUCCACAAGAAUCAACUGAAGGUGUUCCACAAGAAUCAACUGAAGGUGGUAACGUUCCAACUGAAUCCGAAGGUGCUCCACAAGAAUCAACUGAAGGUGGUAACGUUCCAACUGAAUCCGAAGGUGCUCCGCAAGAAUCAACUGAAGGUGGUAACGUUCCAACUGAAUCCGAAGGUGCUCCACAACAACAAUCAUCGUCCGAUAGUGACGAUACCACUUCUCAACCAGAAGGAUUCACCACUACUGUUACCUCCCAAACCACCGAAACUACUGUUGUUCCAAACCCAUCAACUGAAGGUGCUCCACAAGAAUCAACUGAAGGUGCUCCACAAGAAUCAACUGAAGGCGGUAACGUUCCAACUGAAUCCGAAGGUGCUCCACAAGAAUCAACUGAAGGUGUUCCACAAGAAUCAACUGAAGGUGUUCCACAAGAAUCAACUGAAGGUGGUAACGUUCCAACUGAAUCCGAAGGUGCUCCACAACAACAAUCAUCGUCCGAUAGUGACGAUACCACUUCUCAACCAGAAGGAUUCACCACUACUGUUGCCUCCCAAACCACCGAAACAACUGUUGUUCCAAACCCAUCAACUGAAGGCGGUGAAACGCCAGUUGAAUCUCAAGAUGUUCCAGGUGAAGGUAAUGUUGAUUCCUCUGUUUCCACUGCAUCAUCUGGUGGUGAUAACAAUGCUGGUUCCACUUCAGGUCCACAACCAACAGCUGAUUCUUCUUCUGGUACAGGAUCUCCAAGUGACAUCGCUUCUGAACAGGUUCCACAAACCGAUGGCUUACCAAACACUGCCGCUUCUACUGUUCAACCAUCUGGUUCUGGAUCCGGUGCUGGUUCUAAUGUUGACACAUCCCAUUCUGAGGAUGCUGUUGCUUCGAUUGCUACAGAUGGUAACGACCACCCAGAUACUACUACUACUACUGCUACUAAUACUAAUACUGCUGAGGAAUCUGCAUCCAGCCCUGGUGUUGAAGGAGCUCCAACCACAAGUGAUUCUACUACUGAAGGAACCGUGGGCACCAGUCGAGUCACACCAUCUACUUUGGUUACUAGUACUGAAAGUAGUUUUGUUACCCCACAAGGUUCUACAUCCGUUCCACAAGCAUCGGCAUCUGGGUACAACUCGGUUACUGUCUCUACCUAUGAAGGCUCUUCAUCGUUCGCUCAAGUUUCUUCAUGGAUGGUCGCUAUUUUCACAGUAUUAUCCAUCAUGUUUUAG